CUCUACAUUGCAAAACGCAGUCAUGGCUAUCGAGUACCAAUCCUUCGUCAAGACCCUGCGGUCAGGGCUCAAGGCUGAGUUUCCGCCUGAGGCUAAAUCCAUUGAGUAUGCGAAACAAUUAGACGCAAGUGAUGAACUUGGCUCUUUGCGAAACAAUUUCAUUAUUCCCACCAAGGUGUCCUUGAAGAAGAAGGCACUGAAUGGCUUUCUGCCAGGUCCCAUGGCCAUUACCUCCUCAGAAGAAACCUCACCCUCCGUGUACUUUGUCGGCAACUCUCUUGGCGCCCAGCCAAAGUGUAUCCGGAACUACCUCGACACACAGCUAGAGACGUGGGCUUCACUCGGCGUCAAUGGUCAUUUCAGCUCGCUCGAGAAGUCGCCGCUGACCAGCUGGCAAGACCUGGCUGCAGAUUGCGCCCAAAAGUCGCUCGACCUGGUCGGAGCUGCCUCGCCCACCGAGAUCAUCUACAUGAACACCCUGACAGUGAACCUGCAUUUGAUGAUGGCCAGCUUCUACCGCCCGACUGAGAAGCGCCACAAGAUCAUUGCCGAGUGGAAGCCAUUCCCUAGUGACUCGUACGCCAUCGCCUCCCAAAUCCAAUGGCACGGCCUGUCCCCGUCCACCUCCCUCAUCGAAAUCCAACCCGACCCAGAAACAAACUACAUCCCCACCUCACGCAUCCUCUCCCUAAUUUCUGAGCACGGCGAUUCCACCGCCUUACUCCUCUUGCCCGGGAUCCAGUACUACACGGGCCAGCUAUUCGACAUACCCCUCAUCACCCGCGCCGCGCACGAGAAAGGGAUCACCGUCGGAUGGGAUCUUGCCCACGCCGUCGGCAACGUGGAACUGUCGCUGCACGCCUGGGACGUCGAUUUUGCAGUCUGGUGCACCUACAAGUACCUCAACGCCGGUCCGGGGGCCAUCGCGGGCGUGUUUGUGCACGAAAAACACCACGGGCCGGCUGAUCCGGAUCCGAGUUAUGCAGAGCUUGGCUAUAGGCAUCGCUUGGCGGGUUGGUACGGUGCGGACAAGGCCGUCCGGUUCAACAUGGAGAAGGAGUUCCGCCCUGCGGAAGGUGCCCAUGGGUUUCAGGUGUCGAAUCCUAGCGCCAUAGACCUUGCUUCGCUGAGUGGGGCGCUGAGUGUGUUCAACAAGACGAGGAUGUGCCAGUUGAGGGAUAAAGCGUUGGUGUUGACGGCGUAUUUGGAAUGGUUGUUGGAGGGACUGCUCGCUGGGAACAGCGACAAGAAUGGACAGCCGGCGUUCAAGAUCAUUACUCCUGGAAACCCGCUGGAGCGGGGGUCACAGUUGAGUCUGCUGCUGAAGCCUGGGUCGCUGGACAAGGUGAGCAAGGCGCUACAGGAAGGUGGGGUGGUCUGCGACGCACGGAAGCCCGACGUAAUCCGUGUUGCGCCGGUGCCCAUGUACUGCCGGUUUGAAGAUGUUUGGCAGUUUAUAGAGGUCUUCAGAAAGGCCAUUCACCUGUGA
This is a messenger RNA of Canariomyces notabilis, 1489 nucleotides long. Its product is annotated as kynureninase. The coding region runs from base 23 to 1489 and encodes 488 amino acids. Gene Ontology annotation, cellular component: cytoplasm. The record is from RefSeq and is a predicted model, not a curated record. The transcript has 3 exons. Gene Ontology annotation, biological process: NAD+ biosynthetic process. NCBI's taxonomy places the organism in Eukaryota, Fungi, Ascomycota, Sordariomycetes, Sordariales, Chaetomiaceae. Gene Ontology annotation, molecular function: pyridoxal phosphate binding; kynureninase activity.